GCGCGCGGUGUCGGGAGUGCUUCAGUGCCCAGCUGCAGAUGACCCGAACCCGGGCUCGGUGGCGGGUGGCAACAAGGUUUGCAGCUGUACAGUCCCCCCUCAGCCACAUCCGCAUUUGGCACGUGCGCCACCUUCGCAAGAGCUCAACGGCACCGACGACGACCAGGCCUCAAGACUUUAACCCCCACAAUAUCUAACCGCCAUGGGUCGUAUGCACGCUCCGGGAAAGGGCAUUUCGUCCUCCGCCCUCCCUUACCGCCGCUCUCCCCCUUCCUGGCUGAAGACCACCCCUGAUGAUGUCGUCGAGCACAUCAUCAAGCUCGCUCGCAAGGGUCUCACCCCCUCGCAGGUCGGUGUUGUUCUUCGUGACUCGCACGGCAUCCCCCAGGUGCGAUUCGUGACGGGCAACAAGAUCCUGCGUAUCCUCAAGUCGCACGGUCUGGCACCACAGAUCCCUGAGGAUCUCUGGCACCUCAUCAAAAAGGCGGUUGCCGUCCGCAAGCACCUCGAGACUAACCGCAAGGACAAGGACUCGAAGUUCCGCCUCAUUUUGAUCGAGUCGCGUAUCCACCGUCUUGCUCGCUACUACAAGAAGAAGCAGCAGAUUCCUCCAACGUUCAAGUACGACUCGGCAACUGCAUCCACACUGAUCGCAUGAGCGGGAGAUGUUGUAUGGAUUAGGUGGGGGAGGUCUGGGAGCUCCGGACGUGCACGGGUGGUCGACCGAUGUUAUACGGUAUAUUGCCUUUUUACGUGACUCUAUCGCGAUGCGAAACUCAGGCCGUGUGCCUGUCGCUUUUUUUCUGUGUGGUCAGGGUGGUUGAAAUUCCAG
Molecule: messenger RNA, 832 nt
Organism: Laetiporus sulphureus 93-53
Lineage: Eukaryota; Fungi; Basidiomycota; Agaricomycetes; Polyporales; Laetiporaceae
Exons: 4
Coding region: 203-658 (151 amino acids)
Biological process (GO): translation
Cellular component (GO): nucleolus; ribosome; cytosolic small ribosomal subunit
Molecular function (GO): structural constituent of ribosome; small ribosomal subunit rRNA binding
Source: RefSeq, a predicted model, not a curated record